Molecule: messenger RNA, 2877 nt
Organism: Necator americanus (New World hookworm)
Lineage: Eukaryota; Metazoa; Nematoda; Chromadorea; Rhabditida; Ancylostomatidae
Exons: 27
Coding region: 1-2877 (958 amino acids)
Biological process (GO): snRNA 3'-end processing; UDP catabolic process
Cellular component (GO): Golgi apparatus; integrator complex
Molecular function (GO): UDP phosphatase activity; GDP phosphatase activity
Source: RefSeq, a predicted model, not a curated record
AUGACUUCACGUGUACUUUGCUUUGUGCUUAUUGCCAUCGUCUGUAUCCCGCUAUUUUUGAUUUUAAAUCACUCCGACCAUGGCAGUACGAUUAGCAACUAUCUGCAAGGAAACGGGCAUACAGAAGAUGAAAAGAAUGAAAAAUCCUAUGGUGUUAUUAUGGAUGCAGGUUCCACCGGCACGAGACUUUUCCUCUACACUUGGACUAGUCGAUCAGAUAAGGAGCUUAUCAAUAUAACUCCUGCUCUCGAUCACCUAAAUAAUCCUGUUGUUAAAAAGGUCUAUCCGGGACUGAGCUCAUUUCAAGAUCGCCCUCACAAAGCAGCUGAAUACGUUAAACCACUGUUGGACUACGCAUCACAGUUUAUACCACACGAUAAGUUACCAUUUACACCAUUGUUCCUGCUGGCAACAGCUGGAAUGCGGCUUGUUCCCGAGAAGGAACAAAAUGCUAUUCUUAACGAUCUUCACACUAAGCUUCCUCAAAUGACUUCAAUGCAGGUAAUGAAAGAGCACAUACGAGUGAUUGAAGGCAAAUGGGAAGGAAUAUACAGUUGGGUAGCGGUCAACUAUAUUUUAGAUAAGUUCAAAGCCGUGAAUGCUUCUAUUUCUUCGCGUCCUGAAACAGUGGGUAUGAUUGACAUGGGUGGAGCUAGUAUGCAAAUCGCAUUUGAAAUGGACCCUAAAGACGAGUUCAGGAGCGAGAAUGUAGAACACGUCAAUCUAGGUUGUCGUGAUGAUGAUGAUAGUUACAAAUACAAGCUCUUUGUUACUACAUUUCUAGGAUAUGGUGUGAACGAAGGUUUACGAAGGUACGAACAAGAGCUGAGCGAUCGAUUGCUACACACCAAAGAAUCAUACGUUCGGGAUGAAUGUAUGCCGGUGAACCUUCAAAAAGUCAUCAAUAGAAGCGACGGGACUAUGUUUGUUAGAAAGGGUAUAGGAGACUGGGACGGAUGUGUAAAACAAUUGGCUGAGUUACUUCACAAACCUUCAGUCCAUCCAAAGCAUAUCUGCGAGCCCAAAUGCUUCUUUGGAUCCGUGGCGGCUCCACUGGUCUCCCUGUCGAAAAUGAGGAUAUAUGGGUUUUCUGAGUACUGGUAUUCUCUAGACGAAGUACUAUCACUUGGGGGCCAGUACAGUCACUCAGUGAUCGCCGAAAAGUCGAAGCAGUACUGCUCGCAGCGAUGGUCGCAGAUUCAGACUGCAGCGCGACGGAAACUUUAUCCAAAAUCCAACGAGGACCGGUUGAAGAGUCAGUGCUUCAAAUCUGCGUGGAUAACGGCAAUUCUUCACGAUGGGUUCGAAGUAGAUCGGGAACACAAUAAUUUUCAGACUGCAUUUACAAUAGCAGGACAGGAAGUUCAGUGGGCGCUAGGAGCAAUGAUCUACCAUAUGCGAUAUUUCCCUCUCAGAAACAGUGCCACUAACCUGGUCGUUAACAAGCAUCCGCACGACACAUCGUUACCAUCAUCAUUUUCCUUAUGGUUGCUCAUGUUUGCGAUCUGGGAACGGAAUUGGAUGACGAUCUAUUUGAUUGUGGACGGACACCUGAACAUCUUGUCUAAGCCGGAGAACACAGACGAAAAGGAGAAAAGAAAUUCUAUCUAUGUUUCAAUUGUCAAGGAAUUUCUUGAUGAGAUGGCAAGCCGGCAACCAGACCUUGAAAUUGAAGUUUACUGGGGCAAUACUAGUUGUGUCCGGUCGAAGAUUUCGAGCGAUCAAAUUAUGUCUUCUCUGGAAGAUGCUAUUUCAAAAAAUAAGGGGAAUCUCCAUCUUGGACACCUAUUUGACGAAAUUCGUCCAAAUAUGAACCGUGAUGAUGCAGUGGUACUACUUACUGAUGGUUCGGUUUUCAAGGCUGAUAUUACAUCUUAUCCGCGUGGUUUGAUGUUCUCCAUCGUCGUGGAUAUUGGACCAACUGAUUCGGAUCAAAUGGCUGAACUAAACGAGCUUUCAGCAACUUGCAAUAGUGAAACUCAGUCUGAGGGCAACCCAAAAAACUGGGUUUUACGAUAUUCUGAAUACAGUGGUGUGAACGCUUUGGUUGCGGAAUUGAUGAAUAGCCUGUUGGAGCCAGAUUUCACCACUUUAUACAUUGGAAAUCUUUCAGCGUCGAUAAAGCUUCACCCAUCCACCGAAAAACAUCUCCCCGAGAGCAUAGAAGUAAUUGGAUUUGUUCGAUCAGCUAAUAUGGUGAAUAUCCCUGUUGAUGGAGUGCAGUUCAUCACGCCAUAUCCUCAUUCACAGCGCAAAAUGAGUGCUGAGAACCGUCCUCCAGAAAAUGAGGAUUCAUUGGAUUUUGUUUGCACCGACGAACAAGAUAGCGAGGAUCUUCUUGGGAUAUUAGGUCCUGCACUGAUUGAAGCGGAGAGCGUGGCCUUGGUGCUCAUCAAUGAAGGGGACUACGGAUGCAUCACUUCUGAGAAAGUAGGAGAUAACUUCUGCUUAAUAUUGAAUAAGCUCCCAGAAGACCUGCCGGAUUUUAUUCCGAAUUUUUCAACUCUAGAAUCUGGUCCAGACGAGCAAGCAGGACCUUUACAUUUCACUACAUUACAAGGCACAGCCCCCAGUUAUAACCCCGUUGUUCAAUCAUGGGUUACCGAACAUGGGUUCAACAUGGACUUCCAAAAAAUGUUCAGAUUGUUAAGGAAGCUACCUGACAGGCCGCAUUUAUUCUAUCAGGAGGUAAACCGAUUCCGUAAGUAUGCUUUAGCUAUCGGAAUGGAUCAUGUACUGCAUGAAGCAGCAAAAAUUAUUCGGGAGGAGAUUGUUCAGCUGAAUGCCACAGCCCAAACACAUGGCGCAUACGUGGCGACAGCAUUUGAAAAAGAAAAUCCAAGGUCCAUCCCGGAAAUAGUUCAAUGGGGUGCAUAA